CGAAUACCCGAACCGAGCUCCCUCGCGAUUCCCGCUGACCUUUUUUUGGGACGAACUUCUUUGCUCUUGCCCAUUUGAACUUUCAUGUUUCCCUUCAACCGAACCAUCUUAUACUUGAUAGAGAGAAGCCUCCCACAUUUAAAUCGCCCCUUGUGCGUCUGCAAAUAACCCAGGAUCUCAUACAUUCGUCAGCACGUCUUUCAGCUAUCCAUUGUAAAAACAACCUCACACAUUUAUCGGCACUUACGCCCUCACCGUUUCUCCGAUCUCGGCCCCCUUCUCACUAGCUCUACUCGAGGUUCGCUCAAUCUCUGGGCUUGGCGCGAUGACCCUGUCAGGCGUGGAAGUGGCCAAACACGACAGCAAGGACUCUUGCUGGGUUGUUGUUCAUGGCAAAGCCUACGAUGUGACCGAAUUCCUCCCAGAGCAUCCUGGAGGUACCAAGAUAAUCCUCAAGUAUGCUGGCAAGGAUGCUACCGAGGAGUUCGAUCCUAUCCACCCCCCGGACACGCUCGACAAGUACCUAGACAAGUCGAAGCACCUUGGCCCUGUCGACAUGAGCACCGUCAGCAGGGUAACCAGAGAGGUGGAUCCCGAUGAGGAGGAGAGGCUGAAGCGCGUGGCCGCCAUUCCCUCGCUUGAGCAGUGCUAUAAUCUGCUGGACUUUGAGGCGGUUGCGUCGAGGGUCAUGAAAAAGACGGCCUGGGGCUACUAUUCGAGCGCCGCCGAUGACGAGAUCACUCUCCGCGAGAACCACUCGGCUUUCCACCGUAUCUGGUUCAGGCCCAAGAUUCUCGUCGAUGUUGAGAAUGUCGACAUCUCAACAACCAUGCUGGGCACCAAAACGGACGUCCCCUUCUACGUUACCGCCACAGCCCUGGGCAAGCUGGGCAACCCAGACGGGGAGGUCUGUCUGACAAAGGCGGCGGGAAAGCAUGGGGUCAUCCAGAUGAUCCCGACGCUCGCCUCAUGCUCGUUUGAUGAGAUCAUGGACGCUGCAAAUGCAACCCAGAUCCAGUGGCUGCAACUGUAUGUCAACAAGGACCGCGAGGUGACCAAGCGCAUCGUGCAGCAUGCGGAGCAACGGGGCUGCAAGGGGUUAUUCAUCACGGUGGAUGCGCCGCAGCUGGGCCGGCGUGAGAAGGACAUGCGAUCGAAAUUCGGCGACGAGGGCUCUAACGUCCAGCAGGGCCAAUCAAUGGACACUUCUCAGGGCGCCGCGCGAGCCAUCUCCAGCUUUAUCGAUCCGGCGCUUGCUUGGAAGGACAUGGCUUGGUUCAGGAGCAUCACCAAUAUGCCCAUAGUAAUCAAGGGCGUGCAGCGGGUCGAGGAUGUCAUCAAGGCGGCCGAGGCCGGGCUGGACGGCGUUGUGCUUUCGAACCACGGCGGCCGGCAGCUCGAGUUUGCGCGCUCAGGCAUCGAGAUCUUGGCAGAGACCAUGCCUGUUCUCCGGCGCAUGGGUCUGGACGACAAGAUCGAGGUCUACAUCGACGGAGGCGUCCGGCGCGGUACCGACAUACUCAAGGCGCUCUGCCUGGGCGCCAAGGGCGUGGGCAUCGGGAGGCCGUUCCUGUACGCCAUGUCGGCGUACGGCGUCGAUGGCGUCGACCGGGCCAUGCAGCUGCUCAAGGACGAGCUUGAAAUGAACAUGCGCCUCAUCGGCUGCACAAGCGUGGACCAGCUCAACCCGUCCCUGAUCGACACCAAGAGCCUGUGCAACCACGGAAACGGGACUCCGAUAGACAACCUGUCUCAUACCGUCUACAGCCCGCUCAGCAACCCGCCGCAGCGGACCGGGGCGAAGCUAUAAGGCGGGAGUGAAGAGGAUUGUUGCACCUGAGUGUCUGGCUACUACGUAUUUAUGAUAUAUUUGAGAGUUCAUCUUGCCAAUUUUGACAGCGUCCA
Messenger RNA from Gaeumannomyces tritici R3-111a-1, 1905 nucleotides. RefSeq names its product cytochrome b2. The record is from RefSeq and is a predicted model, not a curated record. The transcript has 2 exons. NCBI's taxonomy places the organism in Eukaryota, Fungi, Ascomycota, Sordariomycetes, Magnaporthales, Magnaporthaceae. Gene Ontology annotation, molecular function: L-lactate dehydrogenase (cytochrome) activity; heme binding. Gene Ontology annotation, biological process: lactate metabolic process. The coding region runs from base 326 to 1810 and encodes 494 amino acids.